GGCAAGUACACUGUGCAUGCCGACGUUUACACCAAAGACGAUAAGCAUGUUACCUGCCUUCAGGCCCGUAACAUCGAGUUCAAGGCGGGCUUUAUGUGAAAGCUGGCUCGGUACUUCUGAGUACAUGGCCGCGAUGCAUAAUUUAGCGCUGUUGACGCUGGAUGUCCUUGCGUUUUAUCGCCCAUAACGAGCUGACGUUACUACUUGCAUAUGUUAUCGUUUUGUUUCUCCGCUUGCCACUACUUAAGCCCGCCUUUAUCCUCGAGCCUCACAGUGACAUGCCAAUGUUUACGAAAGCCAUGCCACGCUCUACGAUUGCUGCUAACAUUUCGUUGCGCUACGUCUUCAACGGUGUUUUGGGUCUUGGUUUAGUGCCACAUAUUGUAGUCCAUCCUUAUCACUGUUAUUAUAAUCCGUGACCUUCUUUUACUGGCAUUACCUAGCAUCUGUACUAAAAUGCAUUUAAAACAUUGAUCCCAUUGACGGCAGAGCCCAUGGAACGUGCUAGUAAGUAGCCAGGCUUGAUGACCAGCGUAGCGAAAGCCCUGGUACGAGUGGCCUCUGUGAACUUGGUGUUGUG
Molecule: messenger RNA, 580 nt
Organism: Aspergillus neoniger CBS 115656
Lineage: Eukaryota; Fungi; Ascomycota; Eurotiomycetes; Eurotiales; Aspergillaceae
Exons: 1
Coding region: 162-419 (85 amino acids)
Source: RefSeq, a predicted model, not a curated record